AUGAUAUAUUUAAAGACUCUACUGAAAGUCAUCGACAACUCCGGGGCCGAGCUUGUCGAAUGCAUCAAGGUGUUGAGAAAGUCACCAAUGAACUGUGCACACGUGGGCGACAAGAUUGUCGUUGUAGUGCAAGAGGCCAAGCCAUUGGCUUCUCAGAUAACAGGUGCCUCGGCGUCCAACCGUGUCAAGCGUGGAGACAUUUGCCGUGCCGUUGUUGUUCGGACAAAGUACCCCAUCCAAAGAGAAGACGGCUCUGUUAUUAGAUUUGACGAUAAUGCCUGUGUGCUCAUCAACCAAAAGGAUGAGCCAAUUGGUACACGAGUCGGCAGUGUUGUUGCUAGAGAACUAAGAAAGAAGAACUUUGGUAAAAUCAUCUCCCUUGCUCCAAGGGUUGUCUGA
This is a messenger RNA of Pichia kudriavzevii, 399 nucleotides long. RefSeq lists its product as uncharacterized. The coding region runs from base 1 to 399 and encodes 132 amino acids. Gene Ontology annotation, biological process: translation. Gene Ontology annotation, cellular component: ribosome; mitochondrial large ribosomal subunit. The record is from RefSeq and is a predicted model, not a curated record. The transcript has a single exon. Lineage: Eukaryota; Fungi; Ascomycota; Pichiomycetes; Pichiales; Pichiaceae. Gene Ontology annotation, molecular function: large ribosomal subunit rRNA binding; structural constituent of ribosome.